This is a messenger RNA of Porites lobata, 2117 nucleotides long. The record is from the annotation of a GenBank genome assembly. Lineage: Eukaryota; Metazoa; Cnidaria; Anthozoa; Scleractinia; Poritidae.
AUGAACGUGACAGCAACCACAAUCGAAGUCUUCGCCCAGCAAUUGAAAAGCCGAACAACUGUGGUUCAAAUGGUAGAAUCCUUUUUCCUGUUAAUGAUCAACCUUGUCUCCUUCCUUGGAAAUCUAUUACUUGGAAUCGCGGUCAUCAAAAACCCGAAUCUUCGUAGAACUAUUCCCAACAUGUACAUUAUAUCUUUGGCUGUUUCCGACUUCUUAAUGUCAUUGCUGGGGACUCCGUUUUCAGUAGCCUCUCUUAUCACAGGAAAAUGGCCGUUCAAUAAUCUCACUUGCCAGUUUCAAGGAUUCUGGAUCCUUUUCAUGUGCGCCGUGUCUUUGCAGACUCUAGCCGUCACCGCUGUGAACAGAUAUUUCCUAGUUGUUCGUUCUCGCGUGUUGUAUCAGAAAAUUUUCAAUAUGAAGACAACAAAAAUAACAAUUGCAAUUCUGUGGGUCAUGGCUCUCUUUGCACCCCUUCCGUAUGUCGUUGCUGGCCACGAUUUUUUUUUUCACACUGGCAAAGUCUUUUGCGCUCAUAACGCGGAAUCGUUGUACAAAGGCUACGGAGCUUAUUUGGUUCUCGUUUAUGUAGCCAUUCCUUUAAUCAUCAUUUUAACUUGUUAUACAAGAGUUUUUAUCGCAGUGCGGAAACACAACUUAAACUUUCGUCCCCGAAUCCGCUCUAAUGGCAAGAGCGGCAAGAACUCCUCGAACAGCUGCCUUUCGGUUGAAGAAGUAAACGUGACAUAUAUUCUGCUGGUUGUCGUCAUAGGUUUUCUAACCUGCUGGACACCUGUUUUAGUCAUUGAUAUGAUCGAUUUUAUAAACGGAGAUUGGAAGCUCAAGCGACCAGUCUAUGUGAGCUACACCUGUCUUGCCACUGCCAGCACUUCACUCAACCCCAUCAUAUACGGAGUCAUGAACCGAACCUUCCGUUCGGAAUACUUGAAGAUUUUUGGGGUUGUUAAAAGUUGGAAGUUUAGUACAACGCCAACAAAUUCGGACUAUGGAAAUGAGCCAGUGCGAACAGAUAAUGGCCCUAAAAAUAACAACACAACUCAACUUUAGAGAAAAACUGCCUUACUUAUUUUAAUCAGGUCGAGCGUGAGAAUCGAAAAGUAUAUCAGAACUUCCUGUAUUAUCAUCUAUUAAUAACUCCAAUCUAGUCUGAGGAAAAAUUAGCAAAUCAAAGCGCAAUAAAGUAGACUAAUAUUAUUCUUGAUCGCAAAAUUCACAGUGGUGCAGGAAGUUCCUUUUCGAAAGAAGUAUAUGCACUGCUUCAUCCUUUUGAAAAGGUUAGCUGGUAUAAAAUAAUAUUGUUCUGGAAAAAGUAAAUCUUAAGUGUACACAGCAAUCUUUCUUUUGCAAAGGAGCUCGGUUUUUAAUAUGAACUAAUCUUGGUCAUGAUGUAGCAAUUUCAGCAUUUUUUUAAAACUUUUUUGAAAGCAUUAUUGUUAGUCUCUUUAUCCUUGGAAGUUUUAAAACAGCAAGACAUCCAGAUCGAUGGCAUUUUUUUUCUAAAACAGGCAUAGUUACCUUGUAUAAUUAUGUUCUUCUAAUCAUUGUUGUAAGAAUACUAAAAUAAUUUUAAUUAUUUUAUUUAUAAAUUAUAAUAAAUUAGAUUUUAUUGUAAAUUAUUAAAAUAAUUUUAUGUGGAAUCAUUCUCCAACGACCCUCGUCUCCGGGCCUCUUAUGCUGUUUAAGUUAAUUGUGGGAGGAGGGGGAAGGGGGAACAGAUGUUUCCGAGUUGUUCGUUCAAUUCCCGCGUGUUGUAUCAAAAAAUCUUCAACAUGAAGACAACAAAGGUGACAAUCGCAAUUCUGUGGAUCAUGGCUCUCUUUGCACCCCUUCCUUAUGUUGUUGCAGGGCACGACUUUUUCUUCCACUCUGGAAAAGUCUUUUGCACAUAUGAUGCAGAAUCGUUGCAUGAAGGCUACGGAGCUUACUUGGUUCUCGUCUAUAUAGCUAUUCCCUUAAUCAUCAUUACAAUCUGUUACACAAGAGUUUUCAUCGCGGUCUGCCGACAUAAUCUUGUAGUUUUUCGGCAUAGAAUUCAUCCUUUAAACCUACAACUAAACUUUGGUCCCGAUAAUCCGAGAUUGUCCUGUCGAGGAGGUUAA